Molecule: messenger RNA, 483 nt
Organism: Pediculus humanus corporis (human body louse)
Lineage: Eukaryota; Metazoa; Arthropoda; Insecta; Psocodea; Pediculidae
Product: Nucleoside diphosphate kinase, putative
Exons: 2
Coding region: 1-483 (160 amino acids)
Biological process (GO): CTP biosynthetic process; UTP biosynthetic process; GTP biosynthetic process
Molecular function (GO): nucleoside diphosphate kinase activity
Source: RefSeq, a predicted model, not a curated record
AUGCGUCCACGAGCGAAAAUGACGGACGCCAGAGAACGUACAUUUAUCAUGAUCAAACCCGAUGCCGUUCAAAGGGGUUUGGUAGGCAAAGUAAUUCAAAGGUUUGAACAAAAAGGAUUUAAAUUAGUAGGUUUAAAAUUUUUAUGGCCAGGAAAGGAACUAUUGGAAAAACAUUAUGCCGAUUUGUCUUCUAAACCAUUUUUCCCUGGCAUGAUCGAAUACAUGUCAUCUGGUCCGGUUGUACCGAUGGUUUGGGAAGGUUUGAACGUCGUUAAAACUGGUAGAGUAAUGCUCGGAGCCACUGAUCCAAAAGAUUCAGCACCAGGUACGAUUCGUGGAGAUUUUUGCAUUCAAGUUGGAAGAAAUGGAGUUCACGGUUCAGACUCUGUAGAAUCAGCCAACAAAGAAAUAAAAUUAUGGUUCAAACCCGAAGAACUUGCUGACUGGAAGAGAGACACAGAAAAGUGGAUUUACGAAUUUUAA